Neopsephotus bourkii (Bourke's parrot) is the source of this 1259-nucleotide messenger RNA. RefSeq names its product src kinase associated phosphoprotein 2 (gene SKAP2). Gene Ontology annotation, molecular function: protein binding. The transcript has 13 exons. Gene Ontology annotation, cellular component: plasma membrane; cytoplasm. The record is from RefSeq and is a predicted model, not a curated record. The coding region runs from base 79 to 1095 and encodes 338 amino acids. Lineage: Eukaryota; Metazoa; Chordata; Aves; Psittaciformes; Psittacidae.
UCCGCUUCCUCCCUGGCGGGACUGGGACUGGGACUAGCCCUGGAGUCCUGCCCCGGGGUGUCCCCGGCUGCCCCCGCCAUGCACGGCGCACUCGCCAUCCCCAACGAGGUCUGUAGCCUCCUCGCAGAUGUUGACACAUUUAUUUCCCAAACGCUAAAAGGAGAAAAUUUAUCUAAGAAAGCAAAAGAGAAAAGGGAAGUUCUUCUUAAGAAGAUAAAAGAUGUUAAGGCAAGAUAUCCUCAAGAAUUCCAGGAUAAAGAACUGGAAGAUGAAGAACAGUCUGAGGUCUCUUUUACUUCGCCUUCUGAUAGUCUUUCAAUAGCAUCUGACCGAUACGAUAAAGAGGACGAAGCACCUUCUGAUGGGCAUCAGUUUCCUCUUAUUGCAGCUCAGGAUCUUCAGUUUGUUCUGAAGGCUGGAUACCUGGAAAAACGCAGAAAGGACCACAGUUUUCUUGGCUUUGAAUGGCAGAAGCGUUGGUGUGCUAUCAGUAAGACAGUCUUCUAUUACUAUGGAAGCGAUAAAGACAAACAACAGAAAGGUGAAUUUGCCUUAGAGGGCUACACCAUCAGAAUGAAUAAUAGCCUUCGGAAGGAUGCAAAGAAAGAUUGCUGUUUUGAAAUCUCCGCUCCUGAUAAGCGCAUUUAUCAGUUUACAGCUGCCACUCCCAAAGAAGCAGAGGAAUGGGUACAGCAAGUCAAAUUUGUCAUCCAAGAUUCAGAAUCUAAUACUAUUCCCGAGGAGGAAGAAGAGGAUUAUGAUGAUGUUUGCCACGUGAGCAGUGAAUCAAUAGAUGAUAGCAUUUACGAAGAAGUUAAAGAAGAACAUAUUCCUUCAAAGGCUGAAGUGCCAAGAAAACUGAUCCAGGAGAAAGUUACCACUGUUUCAGAUAACAAAAAUACCGAUUAUGCCAAUUUCUAUCAAGGUCUGUGGGACUGCACAGGAGAUGUACCUGAUGAGUUGACAUUUAAACGUGGGGACGUUAUCUACAUUCUCAGCAAGGAGUACAAUAGAUUUGGCUGGUGGGUAGGAGAAAUGAAGGGAACCAUUGGCUUGGUGCCUAAAGCCUACAUAAUGGAGAUGUAUGAUAUUUGAGAGGCCUGGGAGAAAUCUGCACUUGGGAGUCGUGUGCAGCUGCAGUUUACAGACCCAGCCUCCAAAAGAAGAAGAUUCUGCCGUACACGUUCUGUGGUUUCAGUGAAUGUAGUCAGAUCGUUGCCUUGUGUAUUUUAAGCAUUAAAAACUGUAAUUGAUGAUAA